Mycena citricolor is the source of this 457-nucleotide messenger RNA. The record is from the annotation of a GenBank genome assembly. Lineage: Eukaryota; Fungi; Basidiomycota; Agaricomycetes; Agaricales; Mycenaceae.
AAAGAAUCAGUCCAGGACAACAACACAAAAGGAGCAAAACAAAAUCACAGGGACCAAGAACAAGACUCCCGUCACCAUCGAAGUGAAGGCGGUCCCACGCAACAAGCGUGAAUAAGUGUUGCCCAGACAUCCGAUCACAAAAGCACCCGAGGCAGACACAAUAUCCGGUCUCGUAGGCAGAAUGGCACUGAUGGCACGGUUGGCAGUAUAAGAGCAGCACGAGAAGAAGACCAUGAUCACAAGUUGCUUGCGAGAGUGCCACGUAAAGAUGCUUUGCAGGUUAGAGAGCGAUGACGAAGUCGAGUACAGUGGCACCAGAAACAGCAUCGUCCACCAAGGAAAAGGCUGCCGAGCCCAGGACCAGCCAGGAUCGCGGAAGCAGCCCUUGAUGAUGUGCUCAGACUCGAAACUUUUCCCAGUAACAGCCAGGACUCCGCUCAGCAUCUGGCCAGCGUCA